This is a messenger RNA of Grus americana (Whooping crane), 2687 nucleotides long. Its product is annotated as solute carrier family 22 member 13-like. The coding region runs from base 1 to 1647 and encodes 548 amino acids. The transcript is spliced from 10 exons. The record is from RefSeq and is a predicted model, not a curated record. Gene Ontology annotation, cellular component: membrane. Gene Ontology annotation, biological process: transmembrane transport. Lineage: Eukaryota; Metazoa; Chordata; Aves; Gruiformes; Gruidae. Gene Ontology annotation, molecular function: transmembrane transporter activity.
AUGUCAGGUGUCGGAGAAAUUUUGAAAGUGGUUGGUGAUUUUGGGACGUUUCAGAAAUGGCUGGUGCUGCUCACCUUGUUUCCCUGCCUCAGUGUGGCUUUCCAUCAGUUUUGCCAACUUUUUAUGGUUCCCAAUGUGCCACAUCACUGUGACACCAGCUGGAUCCGUGCCGUCGGCCCCAACCUGACCGAGGAAGAGCAGCUGAACCUCACCCUGCCCCGGGACAUGGACGGGACGUACGAGCAGUGCUCCAUGUACUCGCCGGUGGACUGGGACCUCAGCUCCAUCGUGGCGUACGGCCUGAACGCCACGGAGAAGUGCAGCAGUGGCUGGGUGUACGCCUCAGCACAACCGCCGUCCCUGCUGAGCGAGUUUGACCUGGUGUGUGACAGGAAGGACCUGAACGACAUCUCCCAGUCCAUCUACAUGGUGGGGUUGUUCCUAGGAUCCAUGAUCUUUGGGCCACUAAGUGACAGGAUUGGCCGCCGACCAGUCAUUCUUAUCUCCAUCUUCCUCCAGGGCUUGUUUGGUGUAGGAAUUGCCUUUGUACCCCAUUUCUAUGUGUACAUGGCCUUCAGAUGUGUCGUGGGGGCUUCGGUGUCAGGGAUCACUAUGACGAUACUGGCCUUGGCUACAGAAUGGGUUGGUGUCUCCUCCCGGCCAAAGGCAGUGCUUAUUUCUCAUUGCUGUUUCGCCAUUGGACAGAUGAUUUUGGCUGGUUUGAGUUACGGUAUUCGCAACUGGAGGCUGCUGGAGCUUGCAGGAUCUGCUCCUAUUUUUGCCUUUUUCUUAUUUACCCAGGUGCUACCAGAAUCAGCGCGGUGGCUGGUGACAAAAGGCAGAACAGAAGAAGCUAAGAAGGUCCUUCAGAAGGCAGCGUCCAUCAACAAGCGCACCAUCCCACCAGGACUCCUUGAGCAGUUGAAGCCUGAGACACAGCCCAAGUCUGCAAGUAUUCUGGAUCUCUUUCGGAAGAAGCACCUCUGGAAGGUGACUUUAAUCAUGUCGUGCACCUGGUUUGUGAACAGCCUUGUCUACUAUGGGCUGAGUCUGAACGUGACAAAUUUUGGUCUGGACAUCUACCUGACACAGCUUGCCUUCGGAGCAGUGGAAAUCCCAGCCCGUGUUGGUUGUAUCUUCAUGUUGCAGUGGUUUGGGAGGAAGAAAACCCAGGCUGUUCUCCUGCUGCUGAGUGGCCUGGUGUGUCUGAUCAUCACUGGCAUCCCUGAAGAUCAGCCUGUGGUGACCACCGUCCUGGCCAUCAUCGGCAAGUUUACUGCCUCAGCCUCCUUCUCCACCUCCUACGUCUACUCUGCAGAGCUCUUCCCCACAGUUGUCAGGCAGACCGGUGUGGGGCUGUGCUCGAUGUCAGCACGGGUGGCAGGGAUCAUUGCCCCGCUGAUCCGCCUCCUGGGCCAGUACCACCGGGCCAUCCCCAUGGCCAUCUUUGGGAGUGCCCCCAUGGUGGGGGGGCUGCUCUGCUUCCUCCUGCCUGAGACCCGUGGCACCGACCUGGUGGACGACAUGGGGAGUGGCCGCCCGCCAGAUGAGGUCUGUGAAAAUGCCAACAGCAGCUCUGAAAAUGGACACGUGAAAGGAAAAGAUAGUGAUCAAGACAAUGAGUACACAAAGACCACUCACUUCUAGCAGGGCCUCAAGCAGCUGUAGCUAAAGGCAACCUUGUGCUGUGCUGGCACUGGGGUCAGGCAGGGUCUCCAUUUGCAGGACACCACCACCUCUCAAGCAGUCACUGCCAAUUCUUGUUUUUCCUUUUCUUUUUUGCCUUCCUGUAUCUCCCUCUAUAGCUUGUCUUCAGCCACUGCAUGCUGUCUCUGGUGUUCAACAGUGCUCUCACUGGAGAAAAUCUGAUGCUUUUCAUUUAAGGGAAAAAAGAAAGAAAUCAGAAACCAGGCAACAUUUCCUUUUCCUUUUUCCUGUCCUGUCUCCAAGAAUGUGAGAUUGUAAACUUUGUCCAAGUGAGACACUUGCUAGAGCAUUGAAUAGACUUGCAAUGGAGUACUGUGCUCACUAAAAAGUAAGCCAGAGCAGAUGCAGCACUGAAAACAAUCUCACACUUGCAAGAAAGAGUGAUUUCUCUUGACUGUCUAGCAUGAUCUUCUCACCCUCUCCAAAACACUCCUUUUAAUUUUUUUUUUUUUUUAAAUUUGAGACACUCAGCUGAGAAAAAAAAGAUGUGAUGGAAGAAACAGCAAGCAAUGAGCAAGGAUGUCUAACAGGCAGCAGAAUUUUCGUCUUAGUGCUGGUGGCUUUGAAUUAAAACACGCCAUGAUGCUUUGUGCACAGAAGAUUGUGCUGUCAGGCUGUGGUGUAGGACUACAUUAAUUUGUCUAUUCCAGGAAACUGAAAGACGUUGUGGCAGUUGGUAUCUUAGAAGAAAGUGCAAAUCUUUCUGGGAACUAUCAGGUCUAUUCUACUCUGUUCUAGUCUAUUCCUUCUGUCCAUUUCUGUCUUUAAAUGGUUUAGGACCACUUUUGUCUUGUAUUAUGAAGAAAAAAAGCUUUUCCUGUGCUUCCCCUCGUCUUAUCUUCUGUCCCUCAAGAUGACUUUGUUUUACCACUGGCUUGGUACAGAUGAAGCCCAGAAAUUAUACAGUGGUCGUGCUCCAGCUUUGUAUACAACUCAAAGGCUAUUUUCUGGUACUGUCAAGAAGCUUUUAAAGCAGACGU